AAUUGCAACCCUUCUGACUCAGCAUUCAUAGCAACUUCCUCAACAUGACAACAGUCAUUUAGUGUUUGGUCACUUCUUAGUGCCUUUAGUCAUUGAGUUGUUUCUCUUGUUUGUGUUACUCUGGCAGGGCCAUGAGGGGGGUACAACAUCUGCUGCUCCUGGCAGUGUUCGCACUUCUGGCAAGAUGUCAGCAAAAGCCACAAGCCAAAGUUUCUAUGUCCCCAAUACUCAAGCAGAUCUUCUCUGGGGACUUAUUUUUUCUGAAAUGUGACAGCAGCACAAGUGGGAGCAAUGUGACAUGGUACAUCAACAAUACCAUACAAACGAUGACAAACGACACCUGGAAGAUAAGAGUGGCCACACCCAAAAACUCAGGCUCUUAUCAAUGCAAGAGCGGAAGCAAUAUGCAAAUGAGUGACGCUUUCUCCCUCAAAGUCCUGGAUUACUUUCCCAGUGCCUCACUCACCAUCAAGACAGGCCAGCCAGUGGUGCGGCCGGGCGAUUCUGUUGUCCUGCAGCUUGAACAUGAAGAUGGUCUGCAGGGAUGGAAAUGCUUUGUCCAUAGGGCAGGGAAGACAAUGAUGAUUCAGUUGAGGUUGCUGAAUGACAAUGUGAGUGUCUUUCAACCCAAGAGACUGACUAUACCGGAGACCAUUUUCUGGUGUAGUGAUACUAAAAAACAACGCAGAAGUAACCAAAUCACAGUCAGGACCUCAGAGAAGGACGUUUCGCUGGAAAUGUAUACUCUGCCUGCUGUAGUUGGGGACAGUCUGAUUCUGAAGUGCCUUGCCUGGGGCACAGAUGAUAUAAACCGCACUAUUUUCUACAAAAACAAUGCAGUAAUUCAGGACGGUAUCGGUUACACCUACAAAAUCUCUUUUGUGAAAGAAUCAGCAAGGGGAAGUUAUAAGUGUGAAGCCACCUUCACACACAAAGCGCGCACCGAAGGGCCCCCAUACGAUGUGGUCUCUGAUGAUCAAGAUAUGUUUAUCCAUGCACCUGCUAUGAAGGCAUUUCUCUCAGCGAACUAUGGCUUGUCAUGUUCUUGUCCUCUUUGUCCCAAUAAUAUAUCCUAUCAUUGGUACUAUAAAAAUAAUGGUCAGCCAUGGGCACUUUUGACUUCCAGGCAAGGAUUCAUUACGCCAAAAGAGACUGGAACUUAUGCAUGUAGAGCUGUGUGGAACGACGGGAGGUCUUCUCUCAGCAGUGGUCAUGUUUAUCAAGUGCCGAAAUUCAAUCUAACGGUUGUAGUCAUUGUGCUGGUGAUGGUGGUUCUAGUAUUAGUAGCUGGAUUUAUUUUCAUAUGGUAUAAGAAGAGACAUGCCACAGGACGGAUUUACGAGGAUAUGCCAAUGAAGUCACAAGGCGAAUAUGAAAUGCUGCAGAAGGGUGGCCAAAAGGAGGGCGAGUACGACACCCUUCACCCAGAAGCACCAGGCAGACAGAAGAAAGAGGGUGAAUAUGAGUCACUGAAGAAAGAGGAAAUGACAGAGGGGGAGUACCACACGGUUAGGAUGGAGGGGGCAGUUGGUGGAGAGGGAGGGUAUGAAGCACUGAAGAAAGAGGGAAGGAAAGAGGAGGUAUACCACACCCUGGGGAUGGAAGGGGCAGCAGGAGAAGGGGGGGGAUACGAAGCACUGAAGAAAAAGGGAAGGGAAGAGGGGGUAUACCAUACCCUGGGGAUGGAGGGGGCAGCAGAAGAAGGGGGGGGAUACGAAGCACUGAAGAAAGAGGGAAGGAAAGAAGGGGUAUACCACACCUUGGGAAUGGAGGGGGCAGCAGGUGAGGUGAGUGAGGAAGUAGAGAAGAAGGACAAAGAGUGAGAAUAUGAGAUAGUGGAGGAAAAGGUGGAGGCCAAGGCCGAGGAGCCAUGAGUCUGAGGCAUGAAAGGAACGAAAAGUCUCAUAACUUUUAUCUUAAGAAAAAUCACUUUUUACCGCAAACCAGAGAAGGCAAGCGAUGUCUCGGUUACAAUCCUGAAGUUCAAAUUCAAUGAUAAGUUAAACAUUGUAGUGCUGUACAAGAAAUGUAAGUGACUCUGGGUGACUUUGUGUCACGGAUUUCUGAAUAGAAAUCUGUAAAAAUAUAUGUGUCAGACUGUAAGAAAAGCGUAAAAAUGUGUAUAAAAUAUCUUAGAUAAUAAAAGUAAUCAUGCGAUUGGCAGGGAGAAAUACUUUGACCUAACAACAAGAGUCAGUUAAAAAAGAGCAAGACUGCCUAAUAAUACAACAAGAGGAUUUUUGUUGCAUAGUACAGUAGCUACAGGAACAAUUGAUGCCCUUCCUUUUUUAAUUAUAUGUAUCAUGUUAAUUAUAUGAAGUAUUCUGUAAAAUGUAAAUUGCCAUCACAUGUUAGCAGAAAAGAAAGUCAUUCAUUUUGUCAAAAACACCAAAUAUUGCAUCAGCUCUGAUCCUGUCAACUGACUAACAUCCAUAUCUUAGAUAGUCAUCAUAUAUAUAUAUAUAUAUAUAUACAUAUACACAUAUAUAUAUAUACAUAUAUAUAGCAGCAUUAUGAAGCAACAUUAUGAAGAUUUUUCACUGUUUAAAGGUUUUUUUUAAUAUGUUUUUUAUUGAAUGUGUAUUUGCUUUUUUCCUUAUAAAAUUAUAUAGUUUCAAUUGUAGAUGGAGAAUAGUCUAGUGAUUUGACUUUUGUGUUUUUAAAAUGUAUUUACAUUACCAACGCUUUUUGUGAUAUUUCUAUAAUUUCUGCAGUUGCAUUAAAAUUUAAAAAUGUUAUAAUAUUGAUGAACUUGAGAGAGAGUGUCAUUCCAAUUGUAUUUUAUGUGCUGCAAUAAAUCAAUUUUGAUUAA
This is a messenger RNA of Etheostoma spectabile (orangethroat darter), 2812 nucleotides long. RefSeq lists its product as uncharacterized. Gene Ontology annotation, molecular function: transmembrane signaling receptor activity. Gene Ontology annotation, biological process: cell surface receptor signaling pathway; immune response. The record is from RefSeq and is a predicted model, not a curated record. Lineage: Eukaryota; Metazoa; Chordata; Actinopteri; Perciformes; Percidae. The transcript has 8 exons. Gene Ontology annotation, cellular component: external side of plasma membrane. Bases 132 to 1823 code for a protein of 563 amino acids.